Messenger RNA from Alternaria hordeiaustralica, 708 nucleotides. RefSeq lists its product as uncharacterized. The transcript has 2 exons. The record is from RefSeq and is a predicted model, not a curated record. The coding region runs from base 1 to 708 and encodes 235 amino acids. Lineage: Eukaryota; Fungi; Ascomycota; Dothideomycetes; Pleosporales; Pleosporaceae.
AUGAUGACCCUUUCCGGAAAUCUCCAUGAUCUUGCCAUUAUGGCGGAGAUACCAUCGGAAGAACUUACAAAGAGAGUUGAGAAUAUCGUGGCUUAUUCAAGACCUGCCAUCGCUGGGGAUCCCCCGACGAUUAAGCGUGAACCUCUCGAGGAAAGGCUUGACCAUUCUCCCACGCACGCGACCGGAAGCCAAGGGAGCAAGCGAGCAAAGAUGAAGGAUGCGGUGGAUGCGACUAUCAACAAGCCGUCGGCUCGUGUAUACGGAUGCCUGGGUGACGGAGGCAGAUGUCAGGAGCGAAAACACCGAUACUGGAGGUCGAAGAAGGAGUUCGGAAUACACUUCGAGACCCACCUGGAAGAUUACGAAACGCCUGAUGGCUACAAAUGCCCCGCGUGUGAGAAGAGGAGGCUAUCACCAGGCAUCGUCUCCAUCACCACCACAUCGUUUUCUCACGGUCGAGAUCUGGCAAUGCAUGUAUGGUUCGAGCACAUGGUCCCCUCGACCACCUCGCUACAACCCCAGGAUACUUCACUGGUGGCGAAAGACGGACUACAAGAAGGUUCGACAGCCAGACAGGAUCAAAUCUACUACUCUAAGCAGGGAUCUCACUUCCAGAACACCAUCGAGAAGGGGGCGGAUUGCGGUGAGCUCUGGGAGUAUCCAGACGUUGAAUAUGGUGAACCUGGUGUCAGCGAGCUCGACCUAUAG